GAAAAUCAAAAUUUGAAAUAAUCCUCCGUCAUCGUCUGUCUAGUGUCUACCCUCCACAGCACAGUGACAGUCACACAGCAAAGCAUCUACACCUUCCACUCCCCUGCAAAGCAAUUGUCUCUUCUCCCCAACGCAGAAGACCAAAAAAAUGCUAACCCUAAACGUCGUCGCGCCUCCCUCCAUAUUGCCAAAAUUUUCAGCUCAACCAUCUAAGCAUCAAUUCAAUUAUAUCAACUACCGACUUGCAAAUACAGGGAGAAGAAAGCUUAAGGUUUCGAGACUCAGGUCUAACUUUUGGGAGUCCAUAAGAUCUGGGUAACAUGAAUUGGUUUAUUUUUAAUUAAUUAAUUUAUCUUGUUUCACUAUCUAAUUGUGAUUGUGUUAUGUCCUAAACCAAUCCUGGGAAUAUAUUUCACUUUGAUUCCGUAUGGAAUCCUGUAUGUUUUGAUUAGGAAAACGUGCUUGUUGUGUGAAUUUAUGAUUGCUAAUUGAAAGUUUUGGAGAGUAAAAGAUUCAAUGCUUAUGGUGUCUUGUGAGGUUGUAGGCUACUGGGCAUUGUGUGUUGGGUUCUUGAAGGAUAAUUCGACGCAAGUUGUGGAAUCACCCUCUACGCUCGAAGAAGUGGAAGAACUACAGCCUGAAGAGUUUGUUCUUGUGGAAAAGACUGAGGAAGAUGGAGUGGUUGAGCAAAUAAUAUUCUCUUCUGGUGGGGAUGUUGAUAUUUAUGAUCUGCAGACCCUGUGUGAUAAGGUGGGCUGGCCUAGAAGGCCACUGUCAAAAUUAGAUGCAGCUUUAAAAAAUAGCUACAUGGUAGCCACAUUGCAUUCUAUACGGAAAUCACCUGGAUCGGAGGGGAAUGACCAAAAGAAGCUUAUUGGCAUGGCUCGUGCUACAUCUGAUCAUGCCUUCAAUGCUACAAUCUGGGAUGUUCUGGUUGAUCCUAGCUAUCAGGGCCAAGGCCUUGGUAAGACACUUGUUGAAAAGAUUAUUAGAGCUCUUCUACAAAGGGACAUUGGCAAUAUAACGCUAUUUGCAGAUAGUCAAGUAGUAGAGUUCUAUCGGAAUUUGGGAUUUGAACCUGAUCCUGAGGGCAUUAAAGGUAUGUUUUGGUACCCAAAGUACUAGUUCACUGGGGUGAGGACAGGCUUCUUUGUGCUUGAAUGUAACUGAUUCAUCUUGCAAGAUGCAAUGGUACAAAGGACUUUAGAGAGGAAAUCUACUUGUAACCACAUCACAUGUAACUGUAAUUUGAAGCUUUCGCGAUUGAUUGUCAUGUAUGUCAUGGAAAUAUGAGGCGGUUAACUUUCCACUGUUCAAGAACAGUUGAUUUAUUCCUACAUCCUGUACUUUAUUACCUUGCUUAAGAUGACAACUUCUCCAAUUUGCUGUUGUAUUGUUUUGGCGUUCACUAUCAGAUACUGUAAUCCGUCAAAGAACACUAUUUGAGUGAUCUCAUAUCAAAUUGUCUUAUUACAGCAACAUUUAUCUUA
Messenger RNA from Populus euphratica (Euphrates poplar), 1490 nucleotides. It is a transcript of the gene NSI, whose product is annotated as nuclear shuttle interacting. The coding region runs from base 517 to 1125 and encodes 202 amino acids. Gene Ontology annotation, molecular function: N-acetyltransferase activity. NCBI's taxonomy places the organism in Eukaryota, Viridiplantae, Streptophyta, Magnoliopsida, Malpighiales, Salicaceae. Gene Ontology annotation, cellular component: cytoplasm. The transcript has 8 exons. The record is from RefSeq and is a predicted model, not a curated record.